Messenger RNA from Calliphora vicina (urban bluebottle blowfly), 2478 nucleotides. RefSeq lists its product as uncharacterized. The coding region runs from base 181 to 2253 and encodes 690 amino acids. Gene Ontology annotation, molecular function: RNA binding. The record is from RefSeq and is a predicted model, not a curated record. NCBI's taxonomy places the organism in Eukaryota, Metazoa, Arthropoda, Insecta, Diptera, Calliphoridae. Gene Ontology annotation, cellular component: ribonucleoprotein complex. The transcript has 7 exons.
CAGUCAAUAAACAUUUUCAUUUUCGCUACGAUAACAAUACGAAUAAACAAAUCGAAAUAAAUCAACAAAUAGAAAGAAAGCUAAUUUUGCAAAAACAAAACAAUUGGUAGAGGAAGCAAUUACGUUGCUUGCUAGUGAUACUCGCCUAAAGAAGAAGUAUUUAUUAAUUUGCUGCUUAAAAUGGAUACCAAAACUAAAUUGAAACGUUUCUGCUUUUUGGGCUCCUUUGAGCCGGUCUAUACCCAUUUAAGUGGUACUCUGAAUGUCGAAGUAUAUUGGCCUAUUGUGGAAAAACUGGUUGUGGCUUUAGAUCACGGAGUAUUUAUUCCACUGAUGAGAGAGGUUUUACAUGAGGUUCCUUUAGUGCGUCGUGAUGAGCCUAUUUUCGUUUAUGCCGCCUACCUUGCCGCUGAUGUUAAAAUCGAAGAAAAGACACCAGUGCGUGAAGCCUUUCCAAUAUUAAUACGUAGCGAUGACGAUCUAUUUCUCUUCUGUAAAUACACCUCAUUAAUAGGCGCGAUAAAAAAACAAAAAUGCUUUUCACAAACUGUACGUAAGGCUUUAAAGUCCUGGUAUGAAUUGCAAACACCUGAAGCUAUACGCACAAUGUGGAUGGCACAUCGUGGCUUACAUGGCUUCACCCAUAAGACUCUGAUAAAGUUGUGUCAUAUAUCGGACCAAACAAUGGGGGCCUCAGAUGUGGCAACGCCCUUUUUUCUGACCUGUACGAUUCUACUAAAAGAAACCGAAACUAUAAGUAUUGAUAAUAAGCCGGCAACUUAUAUACUACCAACAAGAACAAGUAAAGCAAAGGCUAUCGAUUCCAAUGCAAAUGCAAAGCAAACUGAAGCAGUGCAGACUCCAGGUAAUGUACCACCAACACAGGAAAUUGUAGCUGAAUCAAAUGCCAAUGCAAAUAUAAUGCAAACUGAUGCUGAGGCUCCAAGUAAUGUACCACCAGUACAGGAAAGUGUAGAUGAAUCAAAUGCCAAUGCAACUACAAUGGAAACUGAUGCUGAUACUGAUGUUGAGGUUCCAGGUAAUGUACCAGCAACACAGGAAAUUGUAGAUGAAACAAAUCCCAAUGCAAAUACAAUGGAAACUGAUGCCGAUGCUGAGGUUCCAAGUAAUGUACCAACACAGGAAAUUGUAGACGAUUCGACUACCAAUGCAAAUAAAAUGCCAACUGAUGCUCAGGCUAAAAGUAAAAAAAAACCAAAGCAAAAAAAAACUGUUGAAAAACCAGCGCCCAUCAUCUUAGAACCGGUCAAAGGCUCCGAUUUGGUUGUGGCCAUAUCAAAAUUACGCACCACCAGGAAAAUAAACGAAGCCAUUAAGAUUGUGCGCAAAUAUAAAUUGCCCUACACACAAGUUCCUGGCCAUUGGCAGCGUAAUCACGUUAUAAUGGAGACUUGUUUGCACAGCAUGUCGUAUUUGCAAAUAUUAAAGAGUUGGCGCAAAAUGGCCCGUAACAAUCAUUUCGAGGAAAAUCCAAGAAUCUUUAAACUCUGCAAACGAAUGCUGGAAAAUAAAGAAUUUGCCAGGAAAUGUCGUAUACACCCAAUACACUUGUUGAUGUUCCUGAAUGAUAUGGGUAAUCUGGAAAAGUUGCCCACCAAAAAAGUGGAGGCCUUAAAGCUGGACUAUUUGACUAAACUCUACAAGGACUCAUUCCAUUGGCAUCCGGAUUCUGGAAAGUUACGCAUGUUUAUCACCGUCAAUUUGCAGACCAAUUAUAAGAAGAAAUUUUUAAAAAAUCAAAAGAAAUUAAACUAUUACGAUGCCUGUGUUGCUUUAGCCUUUGGCUAUGCGAAACGUGAAGCGAAAGUAGAUAUUUUCCAUUGGGUUGAGGAGAAAACGCAAUUGAAACAGAUUCUUUUCGACAAGAACUAUACCACUCAAAUGGGUUUCAAUUCAUAUGAUGUGGUUGUGAAUCACAAGAACAAUCAACGCUUAGUCACCCCUCUUAUGCAUGCUUUGAACUCCGGAGAAGUUUAUGAUGUUUUCUUGUGCAUUGUACCAACGGCUGGCCGUGGUAAUCCUAAAAAUAACUCUGAUCUUAUUUGCAAGUUUUUGGAUAGAUAUCGUGAAAAUAAAAAUUCUAAGGCCAGAUUCAUUAUUCUCAACCUAUUGAAAUUCAAACGUUCCAUGCAAUAUUCCGAAAUGCGUGCAGAAAAUAUUUUGGAAAUAUGUGGAUUAGAUGAACAUACCACUGAUAUUAUACAAAACUUUGCCACCCAUCGUUUUUUCUAAACACAAUGAGACAGCCAUAAAAGCGAUAUACAUAAAAAAGGUAUUAUAAAAUCGAAUAAUAUUUCAUAAACAAUUCAUAAAACAUUAAAACAAAUAAUUAAUUGCAUACAUAGAAAUAUAUAAAUACAAAAGCAUAUUUAACUAACAUUUUUCUAAACGUAUUAAAUGUUUGUGAAUAUAAAAAUAUGCUUUCUUUAAAACUCUUAUACGUAUUACAAAGAAAAC